AAUCUGACAAACGAACCUCAUUGGAGCAAAUAUUCAAAUUUAUUAAAUAUGAAUGUAAAGGUAGAUAGUUUUAUUUACACAAACAAUAAAAAAUGUGAAUAAUUAUAUACAAAUACUAUUUAUUUAAUAAUUUUAAUCUCAUUUUUUGUGUAAUUGUUUUUGUUUCAGCGUUGGCUCUUAUUUUGAAAGUGACUCAUUCCUCUUCCGGUCUUACCAUGGCAGCUUGACGUACGGAACUCGCUGCCAUUUGGUCCAGUGGCUCGUGAGUGCAUCUCUGUCCGCCGUCCUGCGGCAUAUGAAGGCGGUCAACGGUAGGGGACCUCCGCCUUGAGGCAACUCCAAACAAGAACGUCAGGUAAUUUAUUACCACAGACAUUUCAGUUGCCGCUUUCUUCGCCACCCGCAUCUGUGUCCCGUCACAGACAGGGGAAAGGAGAGGGGGGUCCAUCAAGGAGUGACCAGCAUGGACCCCCAAACGAAGAACCGCACUGGUCCGGCGGCGAUGGCGGCGGGAGGGAGCUUCGGCGGCCGCCCGGCCUCUCUCGGAGCCGACGGGGGUGACUCAGAGUCCGGAGCGGGCUCAGAGGAAGCUGCCAUGGGCUGCAGCGACACAUUCAGCAGUCUGCCGGACAUGGAGCAGGAGUCUCUGGAGGAGAAAUUACGCGGACUGGCGUUCAGAAAGCAGACCUCGUAUCGGAAAGCCAUCUCCAGAUCAGGCCUCCAUUAUCUCGGCCCACCUCAGCCCUCGCUUCCUCCAGCAUCCAACGGCCCAAACAAGGAGCUACGUACCUGCAUAGACUGGACGGACAAUGCAGUGAACGGAGAUCACUUGUGGACGGAGACGAGUUGUUCAGGAGAGCUCUGUUAUCUCGGGGAGGACGCAUGUCUCCUGAAGACUGCAAAGUCAUCCCCCAGGAGGAAAUGUGCCGCCUGUAAGAUCGUUGUUCACACUGGCUGCAUAGAGCAACUAGAAAAGAUUAACUUCAGAUGUAAGCCAACCUUCAGGGAGGGAGGUUCCAGAUGCCUCAGAGAUAACGUACUGAGACACCACUGGGUCCACAGGCGACGGCAGGAGGGGAAAUGUAAACAGUGUGGGAAGAGUUUUCAGCAGAAGUUCUUCCACAGUAAAGAAAUCAUCGCCAUCAGUUGUUCUUGGUGUAAACAGGCUUUCCACAACAAGGUGACGUGUUUCAUGCUGCACCAAAUCGAGGAGCCAUGUUCACUGGGGGCCCAUGCUGGAGUCAUCGUACCUCCCUCCUGGAUCAUCAAAGUCAGGAAACCACAGAGCUCACUGAAGAACUCCGCCAGGCGGAAAAAACGGACGUCUUUCAAACGAAGGGCGAGCAAGAAAGGACUGGAUGACUCUAAAUGGCGUCCGUUCAUAUUGAAACCCCUCCCUUCUCCUCUUAUGAAACCCGUCUUGGUUUUUGUCAAUCCCAAGAGCGGGGGCAACCAGGGUGCCAAGCUGUUGCAGAUGUUCAUGUGGAUCCUAAACCCCAGACAAGUGUUUGACCUGUCUCAAGGUGGACUCAGAGAGGCGUUGGAAUUGUAUCGCAAAGUGCCAAACCUGAGGAUCCUGGCCUGUGGUGGAGACGGCACAGUGGGGUGGAUCCUCUCCGCUCUCGAUGAGCUGCAGAUGAAUCCCCAACCUCCGGUUGCUGUGCUUCCUCUGGGAACAGGAAAUGACCUCGCCAGGACGCUCAACUGGGGUGGGGGUUACACAGAUGAACCCGUGUCGAAGGUUUUGUGUCACGUGGAGGACGGUUCGGUGGUGCAGCUCGACAGGUGGAACCUGCUGGUGGAGAAAACAUCUGCCCAGCCAGAAGAAGGAACCCAGAAGCUACCUCUGAAUGUUUUCAACAACUACUUCAGCCUUGGCUUCGAUGCUCACGUCACCCUGGAGUUCCACGAGUCCAGAGAGGCCAACCCGGAGAAGUUCAACAGUCGCUUCCGCAACAAGAUGUUCUAUGCAGGCGCUGCAUUCUCAGAUUUCCUCCAGAGAAGCUCCAGGGACUUGUCCAAGCACGUCAGAGUGGUGUGUGAUGGAACGGAUCUAACACCCAAGAUCCAGGAGCUAAAGUUUCAGUGCAUCGUGUUUUUAAACAUUCCCAGGUACUGUGCUGGCACUAUGCCGUGGGGAAAUACCGGUGACCAUCGAGACUUUGAACCACAGCGCCACGAUGACGGCUGCAUUGAGGUUAUCGGCUUCACGAUGGCUUCACUGGCGGCGCUACAGGUCGGCGGUCAUGGCGAGAGGCUUCACCAGUGCAGAGAAGUCAUCCUCACCACUUACAAGACUGUACCUGUUCAGGUGGACGGUGAGCCGUGCAGGCUGGCUCCAUCCACUUUGCGCAUCUCCCUGCGAAAUCAGGCCAACAUGGUCCAGAAGAGCAAGAGACGCACCUCGGUGCCCCUGCUCAACGAUAUUCAGAAGGUGUGUGCAGCUGAUCUGCGCCGCCUCUCUGCUCCCCCCGACUCCUUCUCUGUUCCUCAUGCAGUCCCGGAUCGUUUGCGGCUCCGAGUGAAUCGGAUCAGCCUGCAGGAGUACGACAGGCUGCAGUACGACAAGGAGCGCCUGCGAGACAUCUCAAUCCCAGUCGGCAUUGUGGUUGUUAGGGGCGACUGUGACCUGGAGACCUGCAGACUUUACAUCGACAGAUUGCAAGAGGAUUUACACCAGGCGCCAUCUACUGGCCACAGAGUGCACUAUCAGGAUGAAAACAGAGGUGUCCCAAUAACCAGUUCAACCAGUAGACUGUCUCCUAACUGGAGCUUCCUGGAUUCUACAUCAGCUGACCGCUUCUAUCGCAUAGACAAGGCUCAGGAGCAUCUUCACUUCGUGACAGAAAUAUGUCAGGACGAGGUCUUCAUCUUGGACCACGAGGGACCAUUGGUGAGCCAGGGGUCGUCAGCUGGGAUGCCCGAUCUGGUGGUUGAACCUACUGCUGGUGCUCCUCUGACACCAGAUGAACAAGCUCUUCUGACUGCUGCCAGUACUGGGGAUCUAUUACUGCUAAGAGAUAGUGUACGUCGAGGAGUCAGUUUGUUGGUGAGAGACUCUGGAGGCUGUUCUGCAUUACAUCUAGCUGCCCAGAACGGCCACACAGAUCUGGUCAGCUUCAUACUGCAACAAGGUUCAAAGGUUCUCCUGGAUUUAACCGACACAGACAAGGGGGAAACUGCCUUGCACAAAGCAGCCUCACAGAAGCGGCACGUGGUGUGUCGAAUGUUGCUGGAGGGUGGUGCUUCGCUGGAGAAGACAAACUUCCUGGGGAAGACGCCGGUGGACCAAGCAGCAGGAGACGCUGAGCUCGCCACCUUCCUGAGCUCCAAACAGCACACUUCAUCUGGCACCAAUGAAGACCUGGAGACUGCUGUCUGAGGCACAUUCCCGCUCAUACACUCUUCCAUUGGACUGUGGAGUCCACACACUCCUGGAGCAGAGAGUAACUGGAAGGGAAGUAACAAACUUGUGCUGGAUUUAACUCUGCAGGUGCAGAGACCAGCCUGCCUCUGUACGCAGCACCAUUGCAGCAGAGAUUUUAAUGCUCAACUAUUUAUUUAUAUUUAUUUAUUCUAUUUAUUGGUUGUGCUGGUUGAUAGACAUUUAACAAUUGCAAGUGCAAUUUGUCGUGUAAUGGAGUUGUUUUGGUCAUAUUUUACAACUAUAUUAAUUCUCGAAAAUGGUCCAAAUUGAGAUGAAAGCAGUAUAUUUAUCCCAUAAAACCUGUGUGCCAAAGACAUUACACUGUUUGUGGUGUCAUAUCUAACCCAAAUAUGCCACCGUUUGAUGAUUCCUAUGUGGUUUUCCAGGAUGUUUAGUCACAAACCUGUCAAGUCACAUGCUGCUGUAUCUACCGCCUAAGAGUCAUCAGACGUACAGACACCAAACUGGCAUCCCCUAUUCCUCCCAGACAAGAUUUUUCCAGGAAAUCAGUGUUAUUCUGGAAGGUUAUGUGGUUUAAGAUUUAUCGACAUAAUUUUAGACAAUGGCGGUCUCUAGGACUUCUAAAACUUCACCUUGGGGAUUGAGAAGCACCCUUCGCUUUAUAUGAGUCACAACAACAAUCUUGGAAACUACCAAAUUGAAUCACAUAGUUGGGUUUUGAAUGCUCUUUGAAAUUAUGUGGAACUUGUUUUACAUGAAAAAGGUUUUACAUAAUUCCAACAGAUCUUUUCUGAAGCAUAAAAACGAACAAAACAUGAAUGUAGCUGGACUGUAACAAAGAUUCGAGGUUUAAUUUUGUAGGAUUUUUCCUUUUUGUCACAUCCCUUUAUGUGUUGGUUGUCCUGUUUAGGCAGUCUGUCUGGUCUGAAGUUGAACCAAACAUCUGAAACAUUAUUAAACAUGUCAGUCACAUUUAUUUUUAACCCAACUCUGUAAAUGGACACAAUAAACUGAGCUCUUCUGUGAAGUUCUACACAGAAACCCUCCACACCUAAAGGCACCCCUGGUCACAUAUUAAGAAAGCCUUUACAUUAAUUAAUCUUUUAUUGCAGCAACUUAAUCUUGCACUGGAAAAAUCUGAAAAAUCCAACCUUUUUUUGUCAUUUUAUUCACUAAGGGGGAAUAUCCCACAUUAUGAAACAAAAAUCACUGGUGGCACAAUUAUUAAUAGCCCUACUGAUAAUUCUAGGUUUAACCCCCUGAAGCCAACAGGACAGCACUUAGUUUUCACCUAGAAGCAGGUUGAAGCAUGCAGAGAGAGCAAUCUCUGACCAUCCCUCUUACCAGAACCUCUCUAGAUCAUCCUGAAUCAUCUUAUGCUCUCUUCUCACCCUGUAGGUUUUUUAGAGGAUUUACGUCUGCAGCUUACAAUAAGCUGAUCUUGUCUCCAGUGAAUCAUUUCUGUGUUGAUUUUGGCCAUAAGUUUGGAUCAAUAUGCUACUGAGGGAUUCGAUAACAAACCACUCUGUGUUCUACCAGAGGUCACCAGAUUUUUUAUUUAGAAAGUCCUGGUAUUUCCAACCAUUUGUGUUCCUUUGGCAUUUAGGAGAGAAACAGGCCCACAACACCACAGAUCCCCUACUGUGCAUAACAAUAAUGGUUUUUCCAGAUAUUCAUCCUUUGAUUUAUGGUUCAGGUAAAGUCCCAGUAAAGUUUAGCAAACUCCAAAUCUUUUUUUUUUUUUUCAAGAUAAGAAAGGCAUUGUUCAGCCUGGUUUUUCUCAGUUCCAGCUGCUUUAAACCUUUAGUAAUCGCUUUGACUCUAGAUAUCGACCAAAUUUGGGGAGUAGCUAUGUUCUUAUAGCCAUAUCCUGACUUAUAAAGAUCCACACACUUCUGAAUUACUUAAAUGGCAUGUUCUCUUGUCUUUCCCAUUUUGAAGAGUUGCUGAAAGAAAAGGGCUUCUGUGUCGGGUCAUAUGUAUAUUCUAGAGAAACAGGAAGUCAGGGAUUAAUACAUAAAAACUUCAAGAUAUUCUGAACAAUUUAAAAAGUAAAAAUUGUUAUGGGUAACAAUAACUGUGCCAGCCAUUUAUUUCUUAAUGUGGGAGUUGUUUAUGAAUCCUAAAUGCAAAUAAAUUUACUUAAAUUAAAAUUAGGAUUUUUCAUCUUUUUAGAGUGAGGUUAUGCUACUGCAGUAAAAGAUAAAGGUUUUUAAAGUUGUUUUUUUUUUACACAUUUAUGUCAAGUGUGUCUGUAGAUGUUGAAGGAACUAUAAAUUAGAGCUUGAUUUUUUUGGACCCGUAGUGAAAAACUGAGCCCUUUUUAUCUAAAAUGUAAAUAUUCUAAAGAGUUACAUAUUUUUUAACACCUUUUUUUUUAAAAUCUGAACAUUUUAGCUGUUCUGUUUUAACAAAACACAUUCUGGGGAUCAGUCAAAUUCACUAGUUUCUGAUAAGUUUCUUGAUUUGCUCACCAGUCAGGGCAGUGGGGAGCAGGGUGUCCCAGUCCUGUUUCUCUAAGAAUCCAGUCUUAGAUUCUAGAGGUGUUUGGUUGGUCAAGACACACUUGGUUUAACAGAGGGACUCACCUGAACUGCUUUUAAUGAAGUUCUGUACAAACCUGUUCAUGGCUCUGCUUACAGUACGUUAAGAGAAGAAAGAAGCAGAGAACCAGUUUGGAAACACUGUAAAACCGUAGCUGUUUUACUAACCUGUGCUUUGAAAAAAAAAAAAAUACUCAUUAUUUAUUUUUAAUGGGACAUGAAAUUACAGAUACUCCUGACUCAUAAAGGCUUUUCAAAUCUGUGGAAACGUUUGGUGGGAAAAUAUGACUCAUAACAUAUCCAACUUAAAAAAAACAGUCACGCAGAAAACUUUUGUGUGCAGCGUGUGCAGACAGCUACAGAUUCAGAGCGCGUUUAUUUUCUUCCUUCACCACAAGCAAAGUACAGUGGGUAGAACAAGUAUUUGAUACUCUGCUGAUUUUGCAGGUUUUCCUGCUCGGAAAGCAUGUAGAAGUCUUUCAUUUUUAUCACAGGUCCUCUUCAACUGUGAGUGACGGAAUCUAAAACAAAA
Messenger RNA from Girardinichthys multiradiatus, 6463 nucleotides. It is a transcript of the gene dgki, whose product is annotated as diacylglycerol kinase, iota. Gene Ontology annotation, cellular component: nucleus. Gene Ontology annotation, molecular function: protein binding; ATP-dependent diacylglycerol kinase activity. The record is from RefSeq and is a predicted model, not a curated record. The transcript has 34 exons. Bases 464 to 3382 code for a protein of 972 amino acids. Gene Ontology annotation, biological process: diacylglycerol metabolic process; regulation of synaptic transmission, glutamatergic; lipid phosphorylation. NCBI's taxonomy places the organism in Eukaryota, Metazoa, Chordata, Actinopteri, Cyprinodontiformes, Goodeidae.